ACAGGAGCGACUGGUCUGGUGGGGAGUAGGCUGGUUUCGAAGCUGACUGCACAGGGUCACACAGUGAGGGUGCUCACGCGCAACCCCGGUGCAGCCACUAACAAGCUGCCAUACCCCCGCGUAGAGGUCUUUGGGCCCAGCCAAUGGGCCGGCGCCGUACAGGGAUCCAACGCCGUCAUCAACCUGGCAGGUGAGCCAAUCAGCUCCAGGUGGACGCCUGCCAUUAAGACAGAGAUCAAGCAGUCUCGCGUCGGGGUCACACGCCAGUUAGUGGAUCCCUUAGGUACAACAGAGCAUGGGUCCCCCUGGUACUCGUACUUUAUUUGCGCAGGGUUCUACGGCACGAGUGAAUCGCAGACGUUCAGCGAGGCCAGCAGCAGCGGGCGCGACUACCUGGCAGAGGUUUGCCGCGACUGGGAGAACGAGGCUCAGAGGGCCAAGUGCCAGCGCACCGUCAUCUUCCGCACAGGAAUUGUGCUUGCUAGGGAGGGCGGAGCUCUGGGCAAAAUGCUGCCAGUCUUCAACAUAUUCGCUGGGGGGCCUCUGGGCAGCGGGCGCCAAUGGUGCUCCUGGAUACACAGGGACGACCUGGUGAACAUGUACAUCCAGGCGCUGCAGGAUGACUCAUUCUCGGGGGUCUAUAACGCGACCGCGCCGAACCCAGUGCGCAUGUCCGAGCUGUGCUCCUCCCUCGGCGGCCAACUUGGCCGCCCCUCUUGGCUCCCUGUGCCCGACUUUGCACUCCAGGCGUUAUUAGGAGGGGGUGCAUCAGUGGUGUUAGAAGGGCAGAGGGUUGUGCCAACGAGGACGCAGGAUGCAGGCUUCCGAUUUCAGUACAGCCAUAUUGGGCCAGCCAUUUCCAACAUCUUCCGAUGA
This is a messenger RNA of Coccomyxa subellipsoidea C-169, 876 nucleotides long. RefSeq lists its product as hypothetical. The transcript has 7 exons. Lineage: Eukaryota; Viridiplantae; Chlorophyta; Trebouxiophyceae; Coccomyxaceae. The annotation marks the transcript as partial. The record is from RefSeq and is a predicted model, not a curated record.